This is a messenger RNA of Truncatella angustata, 2169 nucleotides long. Its product is annotated as Six-hairpin glycosidase-like protein. Bases 1 to 2169 code for a protein of 722 amino acids. Gene Ontology annotation, biological process: carbohydrate metabolic process. The record is from RefSeq and is a predicted model, not a curated record. NCBI's taxonomy places the organism in Eukaryota, Fungi, Ascomycota, Sordariomycetes, Amphisphaeriales, Sporocadaceae. The transcript has 7 exons.
AUGAUUGCAAAAAGUUUAUACGUGUUGCUCGUUUGCUCUUUCGCGUGCGCCGCUAUAGACCGUCAGGCAGUGGUUUCUCAAUUUAAUGCCGUUAGGACAAGUUUAAUCGAUAAUGAGACUACACCACUUCAGGUCGGGAACGGCAACUUUGCAUUCAAUGUUGACAACACUGGAAUGCAGUCGUUUCUGCCUUUUAAUACACUAUCCAGCUGGGCAUGGCAUAACGAUUCCCUUCCAACAAACGGUGAAGAAUUGAGCGACUACGAGGGCGUGCCUAUGUUGACACAUGGAAGAAAUGUUUCAUAUGAUCUGUCGGAUUCCAAACUUCCAGCUAUUUCGCAAUGGCUUAUAGGAAACCCUAAUCGCAUCAACUUGGGUCGCAUAGGUCUCAAGUAUAAAGGUGAUACCCUUUCGGCUACCAAUAUUACGGAAUCCAACCAGGAGUUAACUUUAUGGAAUGGUUUUAUUACAUCGACUUUCAAAGUAGAUGGAGAAGAAGUGAAAGUUAUUACUCAAGGCGACUUCGACACAGAUUCGGUCGUUUUCGAAAUUGAAUCGGAACUCAUUGCAUCUGGCAAUUUGCAGGUCGAGCUCGACUUCCCGUACCCACCAAUCCAUAGUACCAAAUACAAGUACGAGGUCUUCGCUGGUGUUUACGAUUUUCCUCUUAACCAUACGACAAAGGUUGUCCAAGAUUGUAAGGACAGGGCUUCUGCACAUAUAUUUCACCAGCUACAAGAAACAAGCUACUUUGUCAAUCUGCGGUGGGCUCCCACGAAAUCUUUGGUGCUCUCCCGAGACGAACCUGAAGGGUUAGAUUCCACUAGGGCCCAUCGUUACACAUUGGGCCCAACAAACUCAUAUAACACGACUACAAAAAGCAUCUCGUUCACAGCUCAAUUCGCACCAGAUAAGCAGACAGCGGACCUCCCUGCAACAAUUCAGCAACGUAACCCUAUAGGCUGGGAGGAAUAUUGGAGCAACGGUGGUUUUGUUGACUUGACCGACUCCUCAAAUCCAAAUGCAACGGAGUUGCAACGACGAAUCAUUCUUUCUCAGUAUCACGUGCGGGUAAAUAGUGCACCCAAGGGCCAAUCGCCACAGGAAAGCGGGCUGAUGAACAAUGGCUGGUACGGAAAAUUCCACAUGGAGAUGGUCGUGUGGCACAAUGCGCACUGGUCAACUUGGGGACGCCAAAAGCACUUUGAUGAUGUCUUCCCGGAACUGUACGAAUCACUCUUGCCGACGUCGAUCGCGCGUGCAAAAGCCAUGGGCUGGGAAGGCGCGAGAUGGCCGAAGAUGACUCAGACCAUCACAGGGUCAAGCGCACCAGGUGGUGUCAAUGGACUUCUCAUGUGGCAGCAGCCUCAUGUCAUGUACCUUGCUACGCUUGCAUAUCAGGCUUCACCUACUCAAGAUACUCUGCAGCGCUGGGACAAAGUCAUCACUGCUACUGCGGAUUAUAUGGCUUCAUAUGCAUGGAAGAACGAGUCUUCGGGUCAUUAUGAUCUUGGACCUCCCGCAUAUGGAGUUACGGAAAACACACCACCAACACAAUCACUCAACCUUGCAUAUGAGGUUGCUUAUUGGCGUUAUGGCCUCGACGUUGCGCAAGACUGGAAGAAGAAACUGGGCCAGGCCAUUCCCGAAACUUGGACCACUGUCGCUGAGAAUAUGGCACCACCACCUCAAAUCAACGGCCUCUAUGCUGUCUACGAGGGUCUGAAUGCGUCAUGGUGGAAUGAUACGUCUCUCAACGGCGACCCGCGCAGUCUGAUCAUGUUGCAGGGCAUCCUACCAGACACUCCGGCGGUCGAUUCGGAUGUUGCACUGAAAACGGCCGACAAAGUCUGGGAGGUCUGGGGAGACGCGAAUAUCCGAGGUUGGGGACGGCCUGUGCUUGCAAUCAAUUCGGCUCGUAUCGGCAAUCCGGAGAGGGCCAUCUACCAUCUUACGGCGUACGAUUAUUGGCACUUUGACGAUGCUGGCUUUGCUGUUCGAGGAGGUGAUGGAGGCACUCCACCACCUUUCAUGCCAGGAAACGCGGGUUUCCUCUAUGCAGUUGCUUAUAUGGCGGCUGGAUGGCAAGGCUCUGAGAGUGAUGCACCUGGCUUCCCAGCGGAUGGAUCAUGGACAGUCCGACAUGAAGGAUUGCUGAAAGCACCCUAG